Messenger RNA from Balearica regulorum gibbericeps (East African grey crowned-crane), 1342 nucleotides. The record is from RefSeq and is a predicted model, not a curated record. NCBI's taxonomy places the organism in Eukaryota, Metazoa, Chordata, Aves, Gruiformes, Gruidae.
AUGGAGACCAAGUGCUGUAGUCGAUUUGUGUUUUGCUCCAAGACAACCACCUAUACCUUUCUGCUUGGUGGAGUGUUUAUUGCAUUGGGCUCAAGUCGGAUCCUCCUGAUGAAGUAUUCUGCCAAUGAAGAAAACAAAUAUGAUUACCUUCCUACAACAGUGAACAUAUGUUCUGAAGUAGUAAAACUGGUCCUGUGUGUGGUAUUGGCACUAUGGGUCAAGAAAAAAGAGGGUUGUUUGGAUCAUCCCUUUGAAUGUAUUUCCUGGAAGAAUUUUUGUAAUUCCAUGAAAUGGUCAAUUCCUGCCUUUCUUUACUUUUUGGAUAACUUGAUUGUCUUCUAUGUACUGUCCUACCUCCAGCCAGCAAUGGCUGUACUCUUCUCAAAUUUUGUUAUUAUAACAACAGCUCUUCUCUUCAGGAUAGUGCUAAAGCGAAAACUCUCUUGGGUACAAUGGGCAUCUCUGGUGAUUUUAUUCCUGUCCAUCGUUGCCCUGACUCUAGGAACUGGAGGCCAUCAGCAAAGCUUGGCUGCACAUGGAUUCCAUCACAAUAUGUUUUUUAAUCCAUCUAACCACUGCCUUCUUUAUGCUGGACCAGAGGAAGCAUGUGUGGAAAAGGGCAACUGUGUAGCACCGAGUUUCCUUCCCAGCUUCCAGUGGAAUGUUACCAGUACCAUGGCAGGAGCACUGAAACCUCUCCGCCUCAGCCUGGGCCAUCUGCUUAUUCUAGUGCAGUGUUUCAUUUCUGCCCUGGCUAACAUCUACAAUGAAAAGAUCUUGAAGGAUGGGGAUCAGCUUGCUGAGAGCAUCUUCACACAGAACAGCAAACUUUAUGCCUUUGGUGUGCUGUUCAAUGGACUUAUGCUGGGGCUGCGGGCUAAGGACAGGAGGCAGAUAGGAAAUUGUGGCUUCUUUUAUGGACACAACGUCUUCUCGGUGGCUCUCAUAUUUGUCACAGCUUUCCUGGGGCUGUCUGUAGCCUUCAUCUUGAAGUUCCGAGACAAUAUGUUCCAUGUUAUGACUGCUCAGAUCACCACUGUCAUCAUCACCAGUGUAUCUUUUGUCAUCUUUGACUUCAGGCCUUCUCUAGAGUUCUUUUUGGAAGCUCCUGUAGUGCUUCUCUCCAUAUUCAUUUAUAAUGCUGGUAAACCAAGAAGCCUGGAAUAUGCCACUCUGCGCGAAAGGGGCAAACUCAUCAAAGGAGAUGCGUGGGAGAGGUCAAGUGGGGAUGGAGAAGAAUUUGAGAGAUUGAACAAACCAAGCAGUGACAUGGAUACUGAUGAAGAUUCCCUCUAGCAUGAGGCUGGCUUAGAGGAGUGCUAUUACUCAUAGUGAGAGAAUG